This is a messenger RNA of Trichoderma harzianum CBS 226.95, 816 nucleotides long. RefSeq lists its product as hypothetical. Lineage: Eukaryota; Fungi; Ascomycota; Sordariomycetes; Hypocreales; Hypocreaceae. The record is from RefSeq and is a predicted model, not a curated record. The coding region runs from base 104 to 616 and encodes 170 amino acids. The transcript has a single exon.
AUGGAUGCCAAUCAAACACACGUGCUAACUUUGUGUACCUUGUCAUAAAUUGUAAGGCAUGUACGCAUCUGUAGUAAACUACAUGUAAGCUGCAGUUGAAGAGAUGGCGCAUGCCGUCGGACCCGUAGUAAGCGCCCAUAGUCUCGGGACGAUGCUGCUGAUGCUGCCGCUACCGUUGCUGCCGCUGCUGAUGAUGAUAUUGCUGCUGCUACUCUUCAAGUCGUCCAGCUGCUCGAAACGAACAGAACGUCGUAGCCGCUUGCCACAUUCGUCGACCUUGAGGUCUUUUGGUGUUCAGCACUGGCUGCCCACACUUGGCACCCCUGUCUUGUUUUGGAUAACUUGUCAGUUGUCGAGUUUGUCCGCUGGCAGCGCUAGAGCAAGCUUCUGCUGCAGCCGAUUCAAAACGGAUCGAUUGGCCUCUGUUUGGCUGCAUCUAUUCCUAGUUGCAUCUGAUGUGGUCCAGUGGUUGCGGCCGAGGCCAGCACCACUCCGGACCUCGCUUUACAUAAUGUGCCCCCGGUUGUCUGGGUCUUGGGAUCCAGCUGCCUGGGAUGCGCUAUUCCAUGCACCACUAGCAUUGAUAGAAGCAGAAGCGGGAUAUAAAAGCGUAUAGCCGAGUGCUGUACGGAUAUAGGCUUGUGAUGCCAUCACAACUCGGCAUGGAUGCUUCGUAAUACUGAACAAGCAUGUCUGCAGUGGGCACCGCGUGUAUCGAGAAUGUUCCGUGGCGCCUCUCUAAUUGUAUACUGACGUGAGAUACUGUGGAGCAGCGGUUGUACGUGCUCGUACAGUACAGACAGUAUGGGAGCCCUG